ACAGUUAACAAAUAAUAUUGGCCAUUGCAAACCACGAUUUGUUCGACGCGGUCAGCAAUUAGAUGUUUUAGGUGCGGUUCUUACUAAGAGGAAUUAACUUCUCUCAUCCAAUAAAAUAACAGGGAAUUGCCCUCCAUCGCUUAGAAUAAAAUAAUGGAAAAUAAUGUACUGGUCGUGCAACAGUUGCAGUUCAAAGAGCCUCAGUGCGCCGUUCCAACAACCCAAAGUCCGGAUUUUUUCCAAUUAGAUAAACUAGAACUUGCUUCGAUGGUAUCUAUGGCGAUGCCACUUCAAUUGAAGGCGCCCUCAAUCAGUGGAGAUUGCGGAGAUCUUUUCAAAUUGCCUACUUCUCGAUGUCUUGAUAAAGCGUCGAGUGUUUCGAUCAGGAGUUACUCUGGGAGAUGUUUUCAUCAUGUUCGGAGAUUUGAGGUUUUCUGUGAAGCUCAGCCUGAAAUCAAGGUACUGCAUGUCAAGAAGUGUUCUCCACUGCUUGAAAGCACACUGCUAUCAGGUAGCAACUUUCUGACACCGACAUGGAAGGCAGUUCCAGAUAUCUGGAAGUCAUCAGCUGAUAAAUAUGGUGAUCAGGUUGCUUUGGUAGAUCCAUAUCAUGAUCCACCUUCAAAGAUGACCUACAAACAACUGGAGCAAGAAAUUUUGAACUUUGCUGAAGGAUUGAGAGUUGCUGGAAUUUUCCCAGAUGAAAAAAUUGCACUUUUUGCAGACAAUUCAUGCCGAUGGCUAGUUGCUGACCAGGGCACUAUGGCAACUGGUGCAAUAAAUGUGGUUCGAGGAUCAAGGUCAUCUGUGGAAGAGUUGUUACAAAUAUAUACCCACUCUGAGAGUGUUGCACUUAUUGUUGACAACCCAGAUUUGUUCAACAAGAUUGCAAGAACUCUUAGUUCAAGGGCAAUGAUGAGAUUUGUUGUCCUAUUGUGGGGUGAAAAAUCUAGUUGUGAUAGUCAAUUAAUGGAUGGAAUGCAACUUUACAGUUACAAGGAGAUCAUCAAUUUGGGACAAAAAAGUCGUGGUUUGCUCGCUUCCUACAAAGGUCACUCUCAUGGAUAUGUAGCUAUUAACCCAAAAGAUAUUGCAACCCUUGUUUAUACUAGUGGAACAACGGGCGUUCCAAAAGGUGUCAUGCUUACACAUCAAAAUCUCUUGCAUCAGAUAAAGAACUUGUGGGAUAUCGUUCCUACGAUACCUGGCGAUAGGUUCUUGAGUAUGCUUCCACCUUGGCAUGUAUAUGAGAGAGCGGCUGAGUAUUUCAUAUUCACUUGUGGAAUCGAGCAAGUUUACACUACUGUUAAAAACCUCAAGGAGGACUUACAGCGGUAUCAGCCCCACUACCUGAUUUCUGUACCACUUGUAUACGAAACAUUAUACGGUGGAAUCCAGAAGCAAAUAUCUGUCAGUUCAAGGGCUAGAAAGACUGUUGCCUAUGCUUUAAUUAAUAUCAGUUUGACAUUCAUGGAGUUCAAGAGGAUUUAUGAGGGAAAGGCCUUAUCUCAAGUUCAUAUUCAACAUUCAGCAUUGGUUUCCUUCUUUGACUGGCUAUGGGCUAGAACAGUGGCAGCUUUUUUGUGGCCUUUGCAUUUGUUAGCCGUCACGCUUGUAUACAGUAAAAUUCACUCUUCAAUUGGAAUUUCAAAGGCUGGUAUAAGUGGUGGUGGAAGCAUGCCUUUGCAUGUUGACAAGUUUUUUGAGGCCAUUGGCAUAAACUUGCAGAAUGGUUAUGGUUUGACAGAGUCAUCUCCUGUAGUAGCAGCAAGGCUACCUGACUGUAAUGUCCUUGGCACGGUUGGGCCCCCGCUUCCCUAUACAGAGAUUAAAGUUGUAGACCCAGAAACUGAUGUUGCUCUUCCAGAUGGGUCGAAGGGCAUCGUUAAAGUUCGUGGACCACAAGUAAUGAAGGGUUAUUAUAAGAACCCUACUUCGACGAGAGAAGUCUUGGAUGAUGAGAGCUGGCUGAACACAGGUGAUAUAGGUUGGAUUGCACCUAGAAAUUCAACUGGACGGAGUCGCCGUUGUGGGGGACUGCUUAUUCUUGAAGGCCGUGCUAAGGAUACAAUUGUUCUUACAACAGGUGAAAAUGUUGAACCAUCAGUAAUCGAGGAAGCCGCACUGCAAAGUUCUCUGAUUCAUCAAAUUGUGGUCAUUGGCCAGGAUCAGAGACGGCUCGGUGCUCUAAUUGUUCCAAACAAGGAUGAGCUUCUAUUGGUUGCGAGGAAGCUGUUGAAAUCAAAUGACCCAGAUGUAGGACCUAGUAAAGAGUUAUUGAACAGCGUGAUACGGGAUGAAUUGAAACACUGGACUUCAGAUUGUUCAUUCCAGAUUGGGCCAUUCUUGCUACUGGAGGAGCCAUUGACGAUAGAUAGCGGCUUAUUGACCCCGACCAUGAAAAUACGUAGAGACAAGGUUAUGGAUCGGUUCAGAGAUGAGAUCUCAAAGCUUUACCGGUAAAUCUUCAGGCUCAAGCUCUUCAUCCUUGCGAUCACAUGGAGAAUAGAUUACUAAAGCUGUAUAUCCGUGUGUGUAAACCAAAUUGACCUAAGCAAGAUCUUGGAGGAAGUUGAAAGUACUGUCUUAUUUAGUUUGGAAAGAGUUUCAUCCAAAUUAGUGUAAUGUCGAAAAAGUUACAAGCAGUACAAGGCAGAUCAAGCCAGCUGCUUCUGUUAAAUUUGUAAAAAUUAUUUUCCUCAUUGUGAGGGUAUUUGAGAAUAGAUAUAUAUCCCAUAACUGUGUUAUUUCCCCUAC
This is a messenger RNA of Amborella trichopoda, 2757 nucleotides long. RefSeq names its product long-chain-fatty-acid--[acyl-carrier-protein] ligase AEE15, chloroplastic. Gene Ontology annotation, molecular function: long-chain fatty acid [acyl-carrier-protein] ligase activity. Lineage: Eukaryota; Viridiplantae; Streptophyta; Magnoliopsida; Amborellales; Amborellaceae. Gene Ontology annotation, cellular component: chloroplast. The record is from RefSeq and is a predicted model, not a curated record. Gene Ontology annotation, biological process: fatty acid elongation.